AUGGCCCCGCGAACUGAUGACGUCAUGAGACUAUGCUGCAAGCUUUCUGCGGACAAGAAGAUCAAAGCAGCGGUGAAAAAUUGUGGUAAAGGAGCAGCAGUCACGGGAGGGGCCGCUUUUUUAGGCGGGAUUGUAGGUGGUCCUCCUGGAAUAGCUGCAGGCAGUUUAGUGGGAGGCCUGCUUGGAUACUGGAUGACCAGUGGAAAGUUUCAACCUGUUCCUCAAAUUCUCAUGGAGUUGCCUCCUGCUCAGCAGCAGAAGCUUUACUCUGAUGUCAUGGCUGUGCUUGGCAAUCUGGCGUGGACUGACUUUACCCAGUUAAUUGCACUGGUUAUGGGCAAUUCUACCCUACAGCAGCAAGUUAUUGCUGCUUUGAUGAAUUUCAUCACUAAGGAGCUGAGGGCCGAGAUACAACAUGGAGACUAA
Chanos chanos (milkfish) is the source of this 426-nucleotide messenger RNA. RefSeq names its product protein C19orf12-like. The transcript is spliced from 2 exons. The coding region runs from base 1 to 426 and encodes 141 amino acids. The record is from RefSeq and is a predicted model, not a curated record. NCBI's taxonomy places the organism in Eukaryota, Metazoa, Chordata, Actinopteri, Gonorynchiformes, Chanidae.